Messenger RNA from Triticum urartu, 765 nucleotides. RefSeq lists its product as uncharacterized. The record is from RefSeq and is a predicted model, not a curated record. Lineage: Eukaryota; Viridiplantae; Streptophyta; Magnoliopsida; Poales; Poaceae.
UAUGUACGCCCCUCGAUGGCGCUGCUCAUCAGAUCACACACAGCAAACCUGCCAACCAAAAGCAAUAGUUUCCUUGCCAUGGCGGAAACCAAGACUGCGCCUGCGGCGGAGGAUGGCAGUAGGAAGAAGACGGUGGUGCUGGUGGCCGUGGACGACAGCGACCACAGCUACCGCGCGCUCGAGUGGGCCGUGCGGCACGCGGCGACGGCCGGCGUGGCGGCCGAGCUCGUCGUCGUCCACGCCAAGCCGCCCGCGUCCUCCGUCGUCACCUUCGGCAGCCCUGCCGCCGCCGGGGACGUGGUGAGGGUGGUGGAUGCGGACCUGCGGAAGAGGGCCGAGGACGUCGUUGACAGGGCACGACGCCUCUGCGUCGCCAACUCGGUGCAUGGUCUGAUAGAGGUGAUGGAAGGAGAGGCGAGGUACGUGCUCUGCGACGCCGUCGACAAGCACCACGCCGAUCUGCUCGUCGUCGGCAGCCAUGGCUACGGUGCAAUCAAGAGGGCAUUUCUCGGGAGCGUGAGCGACUACUGCGCCCACCAUGCGCACUGCUCCGUCAUGAUAGUCAAGCAGCCCAAGACCAAGAAAUGAUCGCGUCAUUGUGGCGCCGAUCCUGUUGUAUCUCUUGUAAAAUCCGUAGUUUUGUGUGCGUGCAAGUAAUGUCAAACAAAUAGUACUAUGUAAACAGUGUCGCGAAAACUGAACCAAUACCUCAAAUCCAGGUUGUAUUUUCAGCAUUACAAACGGCAAUGUUACUGUAUUCAAAUA